This is a messenger RNA of Filobasidium floriforme, 1125 nucleotides long. RefSeq lists its product as uncharacterized. The transcript has 3 exons. The record is from RefSeq and is a predicted model, not a curated record. The coding region runs from base 146 to 967 and encodes 273 amino acids. Lineage: Eukaryota; Fungi; Basidiomycota; Tremellomycetes; Filobasidiales; Filobasidiaceae.
GUUCUCAAUGACCUGAUCUCCAACUCGAGCGGAACGUCAGACCCACUUCCCGAACCGUGACCUAGACAAACGUAGCUAUCGAACAAGCCCAACAUCCUCACAUCACGCACGACUCGAGCCACCAGCCUCAACUUGCCGCUUCACGAUGCCGAUAAACGAAGCGAUCACGGACCGUAGCCUCAUCCCGGCCGAACCCAAAUACCUCCCUCCUACACCCAAAGGUCUUCCCGAUAUCGCCCCCUUCCACGGCAAGCCUCACGAAAAGGUCGACCAUUUCAUCGGCUACCUCCGUAUUCGAUUCCGACUGGACCAAAGGGGAUUUCAAGACGAACGCAUGAAAGCCCUCUAUACGAUGAGCUUAUUGAAGGGAAAAGCUUUUAGGUUGGUCUCGGCCUGUUGGGAUAUAGAGAAAGGAAAGCGCCGGGGAAGCGUCGUUGGACGCGAGGAGGACCUCGAGGACUUUGAGACGCUGGCUUGGUUCCUCGUACAUCACUUUGGGUCGGGCGAGACCAUCGCGCUUUACAAGGGCGGAGACGACGCUCGCCGAUGUGCACGCACCAGGCUGAACGAAAUUGAACAGACACCCACAACCUCGACCAGGGAUUAUCUGCUCGAGGUUGAUUACUAUCGUCAUUACGCAGGAUACACCGAUGAGGAGUUAUUCGUAAUUGUCAAUUGGGGACUCGAAAAACAUUUCCAGGAGCAGGUCCAUAUUCAACUGGUCGGGCAACCACACUUAAGGCGCGAUUAUCCGGCUUUCCGUGAAGAAAUCCUGAGGAUCGAUUCCUGGUACGAGGGGGUAGUGAAACAGAAGGAAGGGGGUUGGCAGGGGGUUGAGGACGAUGAGAGGGCUACUUCUAGCCGGUCAUCGAUUGAUCAGCGGUCGGAACGCGGCCAUGGACGAGGUCGGGGUCAACCUCGAGGUCGAGGUCGACGUGGGAGAGGAAGGGGUGCUUAUAUGGGAUAAUGAAGCGACCUCACCUCCGCGCCAUGCGUCUGGUCAACGGCCCAUUCUUUGGCCUCGACGUCGACCUUGAGUUGACCAGAGAACGCGGGAGGCACACACCGUUGUAUACCUUUCUCGCUCUUGAUCGAGCGAUCUCGGACCGCGAUCAUCAUGCCCAA